Messenger RNA from Somion occarium, 1272 nucleotides. NCBI's taxonomy places the organism in Eukaryota, Fungi, Basidiomycota, Agaricomycetes, Polyporales, Cerrenaceae. The record is from the annotation of a GenBank genome assembly.
AUGGUAUUUUUCUUCCAAAGGCUAUCCGCAGUGACGAUCCGCAGUAGUUUUACCUUCUCCGCAACCCGCACAGCUCUAACACAAGACCGGAUGCCUCGAUCAUGACCUAUGCAUGCCCGAAAUUGGGUGAUAGCAGCACAGCCUCUGACAACGAUGAGUGAGGCCGCCGUCGACUGUGCCUGCUCUUGACCUUGUCGUUCUUGACUUUAUCUCUGCUUCCGACUUCCGACUCUUCCCCUGCUGCUGCCCAGUCCGACCAAGCUCCAACUAGCCCUAUAUACACAUUUUAUAUUCACCCGCUUUGCACAGGAGGUCUCGCCUUCCGCUGUCAGCUUUUAAACCACAACCACCAUCACUAUGAUUGACGAAAAGACACUUCCCGCGGGUCCUCCACCUGCGUACCCAGAACAAUCACAACCGCAACUGCAAUCUCAGGGUUCCUCUUAUCCCCAAUCUACGACUACUCAACAACCCUCAGCACCGGGUUUCCCACAACCUGCUAGUGAUAGUUAUUUUCCUCCUCAUAAUAUGGGCUCACCACCGCAGGCUCAGCCGGGACAGGAGUACUCUUCAGGAUAUCCAUAUCCUCAGCCUAAACCAUCGGCACAGUCUGCACGAGGACCGAGUGGACGGGGACCUCAGCCUCAGUUCCCGCCGGGGUCUAUGCAGCAGAUGCAAAUGGAUGCACAGAUUGGGGCUCAGUAUCAACAACAAUUAUAUGCGAAAUGUGCGAGGGGAGAUCAUGAUGUUGUGACAAAGUUUGGUGUGUGUGGUAUCAUCACCGCUGUGAUUUUGUUUCCUAUUGGUCUCGUAUGUCUCUUGUACGUCCCUCUUCGUCUCUAUGAUUCAAAUUUUUUUGGAGAGCUAAAUUUGAGUUUUAGCUUGGACACAGACAAGAAAUGCGCACGAUGUGGGGCUAUUGUAGGAUGAAGCUCGCGUGGAUGAGUAGUCUCUCAGCUCUUUCGCGGGAGAGUUAUAUCUCGGCUUUUAUGUGUAUGCUGGAUCGAUUGGACAUUGUAUAUUUCUCUCUACUUUUUCCCCCUCUCUCCUUCUCUCUUCUGUUUAUAUCUCGCAUCCCAUCGCAUUUCUCCGCUUUCACAAUUCACAUACAUACAUGCACGCUCACUUAUUUUGCUUCUUGCUUUCUCAUCAUUAUCGUACUCAUGUACCCAUCCAUUGCUCUCCACGGCCUCAUAUACGAGGAGCAUGGUAUACGGUAUAAUAAUUAACACUCGCAUGUUCAUGCACAUGCCGAGCCGUUAUAUUCUGGCG